This is a messenger RNA of Trichoderma harzianum CBS 226.95, 603 nucleotides long. RefSeq lists its product as hypothetical. The record is from RefSeq and is a predicted model, not a curated record. The coding region runs from base 1 to 603 and encodes 200 amino acids. Gene Ontology annotation, molecular function: mRNA binding. Gene Ontology annotation, cellular component: preribosome, large subunit precursor; nucleolus. The transcript has 2 exons. Gene Ontology annotation, biological process: intracellular mRNA localization; ribosomal large subunit biogenesis. Lineage: Eukaryota; Fungi; Ascomycota; Sordariomycetes; Hypocreales; Hypocreaceae.
AUGGCUCCCAGCAAGACGCGGACGGUCAAGAACAAGCACGCGGGCUCAAAGAGCAGCGCGGGCGCGCCUGGAAAGGGCGGCGCAAAGCGGUCUUCCACCGAUGGCAUCUCCAAGCCCAAGUCCAAGUCCAAGCCAAAGGGCCCCGUUGUGUCGCAGCAGGUCAAGGAGAAGAACCGUGCGUUGUUGAUGAAGCGGCCGAAGAAGAAGACGUACACCGCCGAAGAGCUGGGCAUUCCGACUUUGAAUAUGAUUACUCCCAUUGGCGUCGAAAAGCCCAAGGGCAAGAAGAAGGGCAAGGUCUUUGUGGACGACAAGGAGAGCAUGACGACAAUCCUGUCCCUAGUGCAAGCCGAAAAAGAAGGCCACAUCGAGUCGAAGAUAAUGAAGGCCCGCCAGAUGGAGGAGAUUCGCGAGGCCAGGAAAGUGGAAGCCGAUAAGAAGGCGGCAGAGAAGAAGGCAAAGUUUGAGGACACCAAGGAGUCCCUGAGGAAGAAGCGCAAGAGAAAGAGCGAAAAGGGCGAUGGAGACGAUAACCUGAAGAGCAUAUCACUUACGGGCUCAAAAGCGUCCAAGGCGGGCAAAAAGAGGGUAUCAUUUGCGUGA